AUGGUUAAACAGAAGAAAUCGAUGGACGGUGGUAGUAAUGAUGAAAGAGCUGACUGGAAAGACCUUGAGGAACUAGAAGCUUUUUGUCAGUUCUGUGUAGUUCAAGUCAUGGAGGGCCUGAGGAAGUCGACCAGAUUUUUGUCCAAAAUUGGGGUUAAUGAAGUGAUUCGGCAGUUGGGUGAGAUGGGAAAAGUGGUGACUUGGCUGCAGAUUAAAAACAAAUGGGAUCAUCUGAAAAAAAGGUGGAAGAAUUAUAACCAGUGUUUGGACAAUGAGACAGGGUUGGGUUAUGAUGCUGGAACUAGGAUGUUUGACGCACCUGAUGAGUGGUGGAAUCGAAAGAUUGCGGCAUGUCCCAAUGCAAAAACCUUUAAAACUCAUGGUUUGCCGAAUCGUGAGCUCCUGAACAUCAUGUUUGGAGGCACGGUUGCAACGGGAAAAAAUGCAUUAUGCACGAGUGGUCCAAUACCAACAGAAACCACCAAAGGGUCUGCGGACUCCGCUGAUAGCAUAAAAUUUGUUGACCCCCAAUGUGAACCCAUUGUGAAUGUUGACGCAAUGGAGGUUGAAGGUUCAUCAUCGUUGAGGGUAGGACCAAUAGUGAAUAAGGGGAAAGGCUUGACAACCAGUGUCCACAUCUUCAAGCCAAUUUGCAAGAAACAAAAAAAAAAAAAGCGUUCAGCUGCGCAAGAGAUGUCUGACUCUUUGAAGAACAUCUCAAAUGUUAUUGUUGAAAGAUCUAGUCUAAGUGCCCAUAUACCAUCUGCUCCCACGGCAACUGCUCAGGAUUCCUACAUUGUGGAUACUUUUCCAAGUGCAAGCUUUGAGGGAAACAAUGGUCUUUGUCAUGCGGAGUACUGUACUUGUCAGUCUAAACAGACUCCUAUUCAUUCUCCCAGGGAGAAAAAGAGAAUAAUUAAUGGUCUACCAUUUGAAAUUGGAGCUGCAACAGGUUUUGUUCUUACUGUAAUAUACUGCUUCAUGUCCGGAUUGUCAUUCCCAUAG
Molecule: messenger RNA, 1005 nt
Organism: Quercus lobata
Lineage: Eukaryota; Viridiplantae; Streptophyta; Magnoliopsida; Fagales; Fagaceae
Exons: 3
Coding region: 1-1005 (334 amino acids)
Source: RefSeq, a predicted model, not a curated record